AUGUUCAAUGGGUCGAAUAAUGGCUUACUAGCCAGUAACCGAAGGAGCGAUCCAUAUGGCUAUGACAGCGAAGACGAGGACAACAGUGAUGGGAGGAGCAACAUGUCGAUGAAUGGAGGUCGCACUGCCUCCCAGCUGAGCAAGAGUGGCAGUCAAUUGGAUAGGAAGUAUGGUAUCGGUGCGAAACUGAUGUCCAAGAUGGGCUACGUAGAAGGACAAGGUUUGGGGAAGGAUGGGUCAGGUAUUGCAAACCCUAUUCAAGUGAAGCCGAGAUCUAAUCCCAGCGUUGGCCUUGGUACGCUAUCGGACGGGAGAGCUAGAAGAUAUGAGACAAACGACAGUUCCGAUGAAGAGCUGGCUCUUCGAACGCACAACAUCCUAGCUUUCAACAAAGGCGCGACUGAGAGUCUAUCGGAGGACAAGCUGAAAGCAGAAUAUGGGCGUCGUCGGGCGUUAAAGCAGAGAAUUAGCGAGCUCCAACUCAAGCUCCAUUCGGAGAUCCCAUCCGGGCUGCUCGAGAAGGUCGAGAGUGCUUCUUUAAACGAAAUUCAAGAGCUAGAGGCGAUAGAGACCGGGCUGCUGGAUAAUCAACGUGACUCAGCAGGAUUGGAUCAUCGAAUUAAGGCUCUGGAACUCGAAAUCACAGCGCUGGCGGAUGAAGAAAGACAGUUACGCGAAAUCGUUGAAGACAUCAAAAAUGAAGCGACACGUACGUUACUGAAUGUAGCGGGCAGAAUAUUGGGUCUUUCAAAUUCUGAAUUAGUCGAUAGGCUCAUUUCACAACUACUGCGACAACGUUUCGCAUCACCUCGCUUUUUAGAAGCAGGCCGAACUCCAUCUCAUGGCGAGCAGAUCUUAGAGUUGGUUGAAAUGCUGCAGUACCAAAUGGAGGCUGCUACGUCUCAGCUCAAUCGCACUCAAACAGAAAUUCAUAAAAUUAUGUUCGGCUGGUUCUUACAGCUGUGGCAAGAUUUUACCGUGGAUAAGCAACAAACAGGCCCUAUGAUUUAUAUGUUGCUAGAUUUUGAACCCGUCAUGAAGUUCAUCAAUUGCUUCGAUUAUGUGAAAGAGAAAUUCAUCUAUCCGAAGCUUCUGAGUGCUCUACAAUUGUGGAACAUCGCUGGUCCGGAAGAAUUUCCUCCCAGAUUAUGGGUUUUCGACUUCUUCGUCAUCGUGGAUCAAUCGACCAAGGCAAAAUUUGAGAAGGUUGUCGAAACCAAAGUAGUGGAGUAUUUUAAUUCAUGGUAUCACAGGGAUUCACCAUUGAUAUCAAGACCUGACUUAAUUUUCGCACAGGAACUUCUGGGUGAGAAAUACUACGAAGUAAUGAGAACUAAAUUUCUACCCCGGUUCAUUGAGCAACUGUGGGAUAAACAUUUCGAUCCUUUGAUGGAAUUGGAAGACUGGAGAACAGCAUUUGUCGAUGAAGGAUCGAUCUACUAUGUCAGAAAACUGCUAGGAUACAGAUAUUAUUUUGACAAGACCAUUUUCGACACGCUGCUAAAAGCAGUCUUCAACGAGUACAAUAAAAUACUGUAUCAGUGGUUGCUGUAUUCACCGAAAGAAGAUAUCCCUAAGGCCAGAUACUGGUUUAUUUCUAUCGUUAAUGAUAUCUUCCGAGACUCAGCGCCUUCAGAGUCCGAGCUUGCCCAGAUAAGGACUACACUUUCGUUUCUCAACCGGCCAACUGUAAAACCUAUCCAUGAUGAGAGCUUCGAUCUCGUGAAAGAGCUGGAUAGAUUGCAGAAAACAGGCAGAGAUAGUGGCAAGGAUGCGCCCUACACGGUUCAGAAUAUACCAAUGAGGAAGAUCUCGGUAACGUUUAAGAAUGUUGUUGAGGAUUUUUGUGCGGAGAAUGGAUAUUUAAUGGAGAAACUCCAAGGACAGUACGCGCAAUUGCCAGACGGCUACCAUGGAGAUACACUCGUUCCACUGUUCAAGCUUUCUCGAACCGGUGCAACUUACAACCUAGCCAUAAAUAAAGAUAUUCUGUGGGUAGAAAAAGAGAAAGGAGUUUUUGAACCUACCUAUUUGUAUGAACUCAAAUGA
Torulaspora globosa is the source of this 2049-nucleotide messenger RNA. RefSeq names its product mRNA splicing protein SPP382 (gene SPP382). Gene Ontology annotation, molecular function: nucleic acid binding. Lineage: Eukaryota; Fungi; Ascomycota; Saccharomycetes; Saccharomycetales; Saccharomycetaceae. The record is from RefSeq and is a predicted model, not a curated record. Gene Ontology annotation, cellular component: U2-type post-mRNA release spliceosomal complex. The transcript has a single exon. Bases 1 to 2049 code for a protein of 682 amino acids. Gene Ontology annotation, biological process: spliceosomal complex disassembly.